Messenger RNA from Alnus glutinosa, 1152 nucleotides. RefSeq lists its product as uncharacterized. The record is from RefSeq and is a predicted model, not a curated record. Lineage: Eukaryota; Viridiplantae; Streptophyta; Magnoliopsida; Fagales; Betulaceae. Bases 380 to 1024 code for a protein of 214 amino acids. The transcript has 3 exons.
UUUAAAAACAAAAUGAUUCUGCCUUCUUUUUCUGGUCAACAAAACAAUUAAAGCAGAGAAAGGGGAGCACCACAAAUGAUAACUCCUCUUACUAAUGUUAUUGCUCUUUUUGACCCUUUUCUGCUUGUUUUUAGUUCUCUGUCUGUGUCUCUCUCUUCUGUAAGCGAUGCUCUUGAACUACUGUGCAUUUGAAGGACCUCUAUAUAGAUUUACCUGAGUCAUCUUGUGAGCAGUCCAUCAAACUGCAGUUCUUUCGUUGAGAGCUUUAAAACACCAUGAAAACGACACUUCAUUCGUUCAAUUUUGUUUUUGUUACCUGAGGGUGAGACUUGUUUCCCUAGAAUCAAUCACCGCAAAGUACUGUAUAGCCAGACGCAACAUGGCUGGACAGGAGGAAGGCUGGCCUCUGGGUCUGCAGCCCCUGAAUGUGAGAGUUGGGCUGGUUAGAAACCGUCACCUCUCUGGAUCAAUAUCAUUCAACACUUUACUCACUGGUUCUCCAACUUCCUCCACAGCUUCUUCAUCAGAUUUGGAUACAGAGUCUACGGGGUCUUUUUUCCAUGACAAAAGCAUAACGCUUGGGAGCCUUAUAGGUGUUUCCACCAUCUUAGAGUUCUCUAGGAGAUCAAUAAGGGGAAGAAAAACCGAACCCUUAAAGGAAAAGAAGCAGAGCAGCAGCAAGUCCAGAAUCUGGUUUUUUUCUCUGUGCUUAAGGGACAACAGUACUGAUGAUGCCAAGAGAGUGAAGAAUCCUUCAUCUCUUGGGCAGUUUCUUGCAGUGGAGAGAAGAGCUGCCGACGACUACAGAAGGAAUUACCAGAACCCUGCUAUUACUGGACCCGACGAAGUACUUGGCCUGGCUCAGCCUUUUGCAGAACCAAACUCACUUUUUGUUGAUGGCCGAAUUGCUCCUCCUCAAACUGGUUCAGAUAUGGAAAGGAGAAAAGAUGGAGGAGUAGAGCAUGGUAAUGGGGUUGGAGUUCCCUUGCUAUGUUCAUGCAUGUGUGGCCAACCAUCCGACUAAACAAACAUGUGUGCAAGUUUUGAACUCCUGUUUUUGGCUCUGAAUUGUUGAUUGAAUUCAAUUUCGUGUCCUAGGAAAAUAAACUAAGAUUUAACUAAUGGAAUCUAUUUCUAAACUACUGAAUUUAA